Caenorhabditis briggsae is the source of this 1506-nucleotide messenger RNA. RefSeq names its product Protein CBR-SPDL-1 (gene Cbr-spdl-1). The transcript is spliced from 5 exons. The coding region runs from base 1 to 1506 and encodes 501 amino acids. Lineage: Eukaryota; Metazoa; Nematoda; Chromadorea; Rhabditida; Rhabditidae. The record is from RefSeq and is a predicted model, not a curated record.
AUGCCCGACGACGAAGAAAAACUACAGCUACGAGCAGACGUUGAACGUUUCAAAAGAGCCAUUCGCCAGAAAGAUGAAAUGAUUGAAGAGAUGGAGAAUGAGCUCAACAGCUACGGAAAGCAACCUGUCUCCAAUGGAAAGGCUGAGGCUCGUGAAAAAGAAUUAGCAGGGCAAAUGCGAGAUCUUCAAUUCGAAAUGGACGGGAAAGAUGCUACUAUUCAUGAACAAACUGAGCUCAUUUCUUCUCUCAAAGUUGAAAUUGAUAAACUCGAGAAAACGAAUCGAGAACUCAUAAACCGAUCUGUCUGCGUUGAUAGUGAUGAAUCCAAUUUGUUCGAUGAAUCUCAAAUACUUCGUAUCAGUGAAGAAUGCGAGAAACUCAAAGAAUUAGCGAGCGCUCUCGGAGAGGAGAAUUUAGAACUAAAAAAGGACGCUGUAACAUUAAGAGAAAAUUAUGAAAGUGCGGUUGAACAUGUGAAGAGUCUCGAAAGUCACAGCAGAACGAAAGAGGAAGAGAUUACGAGGCUCGAAGGAGAGCUUUUUGAUCUCCGAAAUUCGAGUACAGGCAAAUUUGCUACUGCUGGAAACUCCAUUUUUGCAGAGGCAAUGGACGCUGAAAGACAACUCGAAGAAGAUCUGAAAACGUUAUACAGAGAAAAGCAGUCGCUGAUGAGCAUGGUCAAACGCCUCACAAUGGAGAAAGAGGAAGCUGAGGAACGUGCUCGCUCUCACAUGAAUCGCGGCCUCGUCGUUCGGAACGCCAUCAAUCAUAUCGACGUUCAAGAGCUCAACAGACUAAACAAGAGAGUUCGUCAACUUGAAACGGAAAAAUCCCAUUUUUGGGAGAAAAUUUUCAUCAAAAUGAGAUCGAUUUCCAAGAAAGAGUUGGGCGCGUUGAUUGUGGGCCAUUUUGGUGCUUUCAAAUGCUCAAUAGAGAAUAUGUCUGAAGGAUAUGACGAAUUGAUGAAGAAGAAUGAACACCACGUUACGACGAUUCGAGGACUUCAACAAGAAGUAGACACGCACCAAGUGAAGAUUGAGCAAUUGAAAUUUGAUGUUGAAUGUUUGGAAAGAAAACUUCGAUCCUCUGCAGCUAAUUCUGAACCCGAGAACCCGCAAUUACGAGCUCCCCUUCAACCCAUUACCAACGCCACUCGUCCGUCUUUCUUUGUAAAGCCGAAGAAAGCUGAUCCGGAACCGUCGUUGGAGAUUUCGAUGUCAAGUAUGAUGAUGACACCACAGAAGCCGUCAGCGCAAAUAACUUUUCGUUCGACAGUCAAAAAAGAAGAUGAUGAAUUGUCAGAAUGGGCGGAACGUAGAAUGAAAGCGAAGGCUGAAAAGAAGUCCGCAACACCUGCAGCUAAGUAUAAUUUCGUCAAACUGACAGCGCCGGCUCCAAGCAACAAGUUCAAGCCUGCCGUCCUACAGAUGCCAUCGAUUCAAUCAGAAAACACAGAAGAACAUGACAAUAAAUGUCAAAUAUUUUCCAUUUACGAAUUUCUCUGA